GGCACAAUACCAGUUUCCUUCCUGCUGGGUUUCUUCGUGUCUGGUGUCAUUGCCCGCUGGUACGAAAUGUACAUGUACAUACCCUGCUUGAACGGCAUUGCCUACUCUAUCAUGGCAACUAUAAACACAGGUGACGCGAAGGUCACGCAGAAAAUUCGGGUCUCCGUUAUGCGCUACAUGAAUCUGGCGUGGAUCUUGUUCAUGCGUGGGAUCAGCGAUCGGGUAGCGGUUCGCUUCAUACAGGUGGAGGAGGACGAGCAUCAUGAGACCGCCGCGAGGUGCUCCUGCUGCCAGACGACUAGGGAUGGCUGCUGUCCUUGCUGGAACACCUCGCGGGUGAGUUGA
This is a messenger RNA of Dibothriocephalus latus, 345 nucleotides long. NCBI's taxonomy places the organism in Eukaryota, Metazoa, Platyhelminthes, Cestoda, Diphyllobothriidea, Diphyllobothriidae. The record is from the annotation of a GenBank genome assembly.